This is a messenger RNA of Penicillium subrubescens, 1797 nucleotides long. Its product is annotated as MFS siderophore iron transporter. Gene Ontology annotation, biological process: transmembrane transport. The coding region runs from base 1 to 1797 and encodes 598 amino acids. The transcript has 4 exons. Gene Ontology annotation, molecular function: transmembrane transporter activity. The record is from RefSeq and is a predicted model, not a curated record. NCBI's taxonomy places the organism in Eukaryota, Fungi, Ascomycota, Eurotiomycetes, Eurotiales, Aspergillaceae.
AUGGGGUUCCGAAAUGUCUUUCGUCGUCAGGCGACUGAGGACUCAGUCUCCCAGGUCGAUGUGACCACAAAUGAGGACAGAAAGCGCGAAAUCCCUUCUGAUGGUGUUGCUGCUGAGAACAAUGGUGCCGUCAGUGCGGACCAGCCGGUCGAGACACCGGAGGAAGAGUUGCACCGUGGUGUUCAUGAUAUUGAAGCUAUGACCAAAAGCUGGUCCAAAGGCGCAUUGAUUGCAGUCUUCCUGAAUAUCUGGUUGCUCUACUUCACCAAUGCGUUCCAAAGCUCGAUCCUCUACAGCUUGAUCCCCUACCUUACCAGUCAAUGGGAAUCUCACUCUCUGUUGAACACAAUCUACAUUGUCGCCGAUGCAAUUACCGCCGCCUGUUAUGUUCCCCUUGGAAGAAUGAUGGACGUCUGGGGUCGUGCAGAGGGCUUCCUUUUCAUGACUGUUUGCGCCACUGUGGGCCUGAUCAUGAUGGCUGCCUGCAAUAACCUUGCUACUUUCUGUGCCGCAUAUGUCUUCUACUCGCUCGGAUUCGGUGGUCUGACUUACUGCGUCGACGUUAUCACGGCCGAUGCGUCCAUGCUGAAGAGUCGAGGUCUGGCUUACGCCUUUACAUCCUCCCCCUACAUCAUCACUGCCUUCGCUGGCUCAAAGGCAGCUGAUGAUGCCCUGGGUGAUAACGGUAUCGGCUUGCGCUGGCCGUUCGGAAUCUUUGCUAUCAUCUUCCCUCUUGUUGCCAGCCCUUUAUACUGCAUUUUGAAGUACAACAUCCGGAAAGCUGAGAAGGAAGGCCAUGUGAUCAAGGCAAGCAGUGGACGGACAAUCUUGCAGAGCAUCUGGUUCUACAUCGUCAAGUUUGAUGCUAUGGGUGUUUUUCUCUUCUCCGCCGGUCUCGUCCUGUUCUUCCUCCCCUUCGAUAUUGCCGGCAGCGCUCCAAGCAGCUGGGAGACCCCAUACAUCAUUGCCAUGAUUGUGGUUGGCUUCGUUUUGCUCUUCGUCUUCAUCAUUUGGGAGACUUGGAUUGCUCCCAAGCCUCUGCUUCAAUACGGAUUCUUGUAUAACAGAACGGUCAUUGGUGCUUGCCUGCUCGACGCGACUUAUCAGCUCUGCUAUUACUGCUGGGACAACUACUUCACCUCUUUUCUCCAGGUGGUCAAUGAUCUGACUGUAGCUGAAGCAGGAUACGUUGGCAACACCUUUGACGUUGUGUCCGGCGUCUUGCUUUUGAUUGUUGGUGUCCUCAUCCGAAAGACUGGCCGUUUCAAGUGGCUUCUAUGGGUUGCGGUUCCGCUCUAUAUCUUCGCCCAGGGCUUGAUGAUUUACUUCCGUCGUCCCAACCAGUCCGUCGGCUACCUUGUCAUGUGCCAGAUCUUUAUCUCUAUUGGUGGUAGUGUGUUCAUCAUUGUUGAACAACUUGCCAUCUUGGCCGCGGUUGACCAUCAACACGUUGCUUCCGUGCUUGCUCUGCUCAACGUCGUUGGUACUGUCGGUGAUACCAUGGGAGCGACCAUCUCCAGCGCGAUCUGGCAGAACACUUAUCCGAAUGCUCUGCGGAUGUACCUUCCGGAAUCUGCCAUGGAUAACUUUGAGAUGAUUUACGAGGAUCUUGAUACCCAGUUGAGCUACGCUGUUGGAACUCCUACCAGACUCGCCAUUCAGCGUGCUUAUGGUUAUGCCCAGACCAGGAUGCUUGCUGUUGGUACUGGUAUCAUGGUUCUGGCCUUUGUUUGGACUAUGAUGAUCAGAAAUAUUGACCUAAAGAAGGUACCCCAGGUCAAGGGUAUUGUCUUCUAA